Molecule: messenger RNA, 4591 nt
Organism: Lampris incognitus (smalleye Pacific opah)
Lineage: Eukaryota; Metazoa; Chordata; Actinopteri; Lampriformes; Lampridae
Gene: ppp1r21
Product: protein phosphatase 1, regulatory subunit 21
Exons: 22
Coding region: 637-2991 (784 amino acids)
Cellular component (GO): membrane; early endosome
Source: RefSeq, a predicted model, not a curated record
UCGCUCGCCGAUACGGACCUUCAACGAAACUAAAGUGUUGUUUUCUCGUCGGCCGAAGACGUGUCAAGUUCCGCCUCACGACCUGCACCGCCGGCGGACUCUGUUGCAGGCCGCUGGCCCGGGCGCGUCGCAUGGGACGCCCGUGUCGCGGGGCCGCCGACUCGGUUAGCUUAGCAUGCUACAGACGACGUCCGGCUCCCCCCCGGAUCGAAUCAGACGAUCGGCGGCCAGUCCCGCUCCGGCAGCCCGUCCCUUCCGCCACCAUGUGUCCGGGGUCAGUGGCGCCGAGUGGCGGAGCGUGACAGCCCCCCGUGUAGCAGGGCCCCCCCCCGGCGGCUAACGCUAACUAGCCAGGUGAUCGGAGGAGGCAAACUUUGCUAGCCGUAGUGUAGUGCGAGCGGGGCGGACGGCGCACCGGAACCGUCGACUAGCUUAGUCCGCUUUCUUGGCCACACCGAACAGCCCGGCCUGUCUCGGGUCGUCGCUAUAAAUACACAACUCUGAAGUGACGUUUUUGGUUUUUUUUUAAGGGAUUUUCGAACAGCUGACAGCGCGCGGGAGAGCUGUCAAUCCGUCCGUCAUCUUGGCUGACGUCUACGGUCAGCCGGUGUUGACGUCGUUUCCGUCUCUGCGACAAUGGCUGCAGAGCUGCAGGCGAAGUACAGCAAGCUGGCGCAGGAGUACUCCAAGCUCCGGGCCCAGAACCAGGUGCUGAAGAAAGGUGUAGUGGAUGAACAGGCCAUGUCUGCCUCACUAAAGGAGCAACUGAAGCAGAAGGAUCAGAGCCUGAGGAAGGCUGAGCAGGAGAUGGACAGCCUCAGCUUCAGAAAUCAACAGUUGGCCAAGAGAGUGGAGCUCCUGCAAGAAGAACUGGCUACGAGUGAAGCAAAGGGCAAAAAGGGCAAGAAUAAAGGUGACUCCCCCUCACAACAAGGCCUGCAGGCCCAGAGUGUUUUUGAUGAGGACCUGCAGAAAAAGAUCCAGGAGAACGAGCGGCUUCACAUCCAGUUCUACGAGGCAGACGAGCAGCACCGGCGGCAGGAGGCUGAGCUAAGAGCCCGGUUAGAGGAGCUGGAGAGAGGCGCAGAGAAGCACCAGUCAGUUGUGGAUAGGCUCACCACCAAAUACAUGGAAACCAUCGAGAAGCUGCAGAGUGACAAGGCCCGUUUAGAGGUAAAAGCCCAGACUCUGGAGAGAGAAACAAAAGACUGCAGAAUGCGAACAGAGGAGUGUCAGCAACAGUUGAGGCGGUGCCAGUCCGAGUUGAACAGACACGUGAAACAAAGCAGUAGUGUCAUCCAAGAGAAAGUGCCCUUCAAUGACACUAAAUUUAAUGACUACAAUAGCCUAAAUGUUCCACCUCACAAUCGCAGGCACCAGCUGAAGGCCCGGGAUGUAGCUGGUCAGGCAUUGGGGUUUUUGCAGGAUUUGGUGGCGGCUCUGUUGAAUUUUCAUUCCUACACAGAACAGAGAGUGCACAUCUAUCCUUUAGACUCCUCCAUCGAGCCCAUCUCCCCUCUUAACCAGAAGUUUUCCCAGUAUCUACAUGAAAAUGCAGCUUUUGUGCGCCCUCUGGAGGAUGGCAUGCUGCAAGUACAUGAGAGCAUUACAGAGGAAUCGGUCACAGUUCUGGAGACCGUUGGCCAGCUGAAGAAGUUUGCCGAUCACUUCUCCACGUACACCCAUUUUCUGCAGAAGAUUUUACCGUACCAGCUAAAAAGCCUGGAGGAAGAGUGCGAGGCGCCCCUUUGCACUGCUGCCCUUACUGCUAAGAACCAAGAGUUGCAGAGCGACAUGAAAAAAGUAACGUCUGUGUUUGAGAAACUGCAGAACUACAUAAACCUGUUGGCCUUACCCAGUGUCCGACAGGAUGUGAUGCCGCACAGCAGCUCCUCCGCUGUUUUCACUCAGCUAGCUGCCUGCCUGCACAGCCUUCACGAUGCUAUCAAAGAGACGUCAAAGCAUUACAGCCAGAAGGCCAGCUUAGAGCAGGAACUGCCCACCGUCACACAGAAACUCCAGACCACCACAGAGUGUCUGCUGGGAUCCUUGGGUUCUCUCACGAACAACACUGGCAAGAUUGCCACCUUCUUCAGCAACAACCUAGACUUCUUCACGUCGUCCACAGGGUACGGUCCAAGAGGCGGGACAGAUGUCCUCAACCCUUUGCAGGCAAAAAGUAUGCUUGAUAACAAAAAGAGAGCAGCUGCCUAUAUCCAUGCUGUCAGAAAGCCUAGGCCACAGUCGGUUCCGUACAGAGAAGCCCUUUCAAAUCGUCGUAUAUUGACCAGCUCCACAGAAAGUAGAGAAGGUCUCACUCAGCAGGUGCAGCAGAGCCAGGAAAAGAUUGCCCGUUUGGAGCAGGAGAAGGAGCACUGGCUCCUGGAGGCCCAGCUGGGGAAGGUUAGGGUUGAGAAAGAAAACCAGCGCAUUGCAGACCUCGAGGCCCAGCUCGCAGCCGCUCUGGGAGGUAGUCUGACCUCACAUGUAGCUUUAACCACUGAAGUGAUGCACGACCAGGAAGAUGGAGAGAUGGACCAGACAACCACAGGGAAGGAGGCUGUGCUGUGCACUACCUUGGUUGGUAUGUUGUCCACAACACCUACCAGUGAACAUGUGGGAGAUGAAGAGUCCAGGGAGCAGCUGAUAAAGACUCACUACAUGGCCAGAGUGGGAGAGCUCACCACUCAGCUCCAGGUUUCUGACAGCAAGGCCGUGCACUUCCAUUCCGAGUGCCGAGCACUGGCCAAACGUUUGGCCAUUGCUGAAAAAUCACGGGAGACUCUAAGUGAGGAGGUCAAAUUGGCCAACCAGAACAUCACACGCUUACAGGAUGAGCUGGCCACAACAAAGAGGAGCUAUGAAGAUCAGCUCAGCAUGAUGAGUGACCACCUGUGUAGCAUGAAUGAGACGCUGAGUAAGCAGAGGGAGGAGAUCGACACGCUCAGACUGGGCAGCAAGGGAAAUGCCAAAAAAAACAAAGGCCGCUAGGGUUCUCGUGUAACCGGCUUCAUCUGGCAUCUCAAGGACAGCUUGAGUGGAAGACAGACUGUGGAGCCGCCCUGUAACCACCACCAUCGCCACCACAGCAGGCUGGGGAAUCUGCCAGACACAGAUAUCUUCUUCACAGGGGUUAUAGAGAAAGCUAACAUGUCUCUGACAGGGGGAAGCCUCUUUUCUUUUUUCUCCUUGUUACGACACCAUUUAUGACAUUAUUUGUAAAUUGCUUCCUGAAUCGAAGGAAGGAGCUGCUUUUGGCCAUACAGGGUGGGAGAAAGAUAACAUUUUCCUCUCGAGAGACAGGCAGAUGAACAGUCAAACCCUCAGUAAUACUUACAUACUGAGGUCAUAAUUUGAAGACCGAACCCUGUUGAUUAGUGGGUGUAACGCUCUGUUAGAUGUAUGUGUGACUGACAAAAACAAACGAAAAGAAAAACGGAGUGCAUUCGUACAGCUAUUCUGUGGAAAGAUGCCAUCAGAGUAAAUGUGGUGUGGCAGAGAGUGUGUUUGUUAUUAUACAAGAGAAUGUGUUUGUGUAAUUGUGUGAUUUUGCACCAGGCUUUAGAACAUUAAAAAAAAAAAUUUUUUUUAAUGGAGAACAUGUGGGCAGUUUCAAGGGCCUAUAUAGAUUCUUACACUUGCUCCAAAAGCUUCUGUAAAGAAGGGCUUUCCAACUGAAUCACCGAUCAAUUGACACUUGAAUUCAUUCCUCAUUUUUUAUCAUUUCUGUGAUCUGAAGGUGCAAGAGGGCUUCCCUUAAGCAGUUUAUCACCAUUUACAGAGAGCGUAUGGUAGGAUGGACAAGGUAGAGCUCAUAACAUGUUACCUAUCUGCCUGUGAACAUGCACUGUAACGUUAGCGCGUUUAUCACCAAAGUAUGUUAUGGAUGUGCAUUUAGAAUACUUUGUGUAUACCACGGUAGUCUCUAAAUUCAUGUUCGGUCGUGUAUGGAUUAAAAGGGUUAAUGUGAAUAUACACUUCUUGGAAAUCUUGAUAUACAUUAUUGUGCUGUCUAAUUUUAAAAGGAAUAUACAAACAAAGACAUUUAUUCUGAGGUUGCAAGUGUCUGUUCUCCUCAAGAUGAUACAGCACAUGAAUCCAAACAACUAUGUCUAGGGUGUCAGAGAUGUACCCUAUCAUGUUCCCCGGCGAGCUGCGUAUGUGUGUGUGUGUGUGUGUGUGUGUGUGUGUGUGUGUAUUGGGUAGUUAUGAAAACCACCACAUACAUAUGGCUUCUCAGUGGCACAUGGUUAAGUACCACUGUGUUAGAGACCCUGGGAUCACUAGGAAUUGUCAUGGUGGGGUGCAGUAUACUGUAAUUGUAUGUUUAAAGGUGUACAGUAUAGACCAUGUAAUCUGCCUAGAGUGCAGGUCACAGUUUACAAUACACCAGAGGCAGUCUAGCUCCAACUGAAUCUGUUGUCUGGGACGAGUUGUUGAAACUCCGUGCUUCAUCUGCCAGGGAAUCUUUUUAAUGAUCAUUCCAAAGGUUUACCAAAACCCCGCUAGAACCUAUUAAAAGUCAUGUGUCUCAUCACAAUGUAUUCAAAGCACAUUAAUAUGUGAAAGUAAUAAAGAGCUUGCUCAGUUU